Aegilops tauschii subsp. strangulata is the source of this 531-nucleotide messenger RNA. The record is from RefSeq and is a predicted model, not a curated record. NCBI's taxonomy places the organism in Eukaryota, Viridiplantae, Streptophyta, Magnoliopsida, Poales, Poaceae.
AUGGCGCUCCGAUGGGCGGCCGAGGCGGCGAGCGGUCAGCUGCAACCAGCGGCCGGGGCGGCGAGCGGGCGGGGCGAGCUGAGUGCCGGAGCGUGGGGCGGGCGGCGAGCGGUCAGCUCCAUCCCGAUCCGUUGGAUCCUUAUCCAACCAGGGCGUCGUCUUCCUCUCGUGAGCGCGGACGGGGAAAGGAACCCGAUCUCGCCGCCCGUCUUCGCCGGCCGCCCCACGCUCCGGCACUCAGCUCGCCCCGCCCGCUCGCCGCCCCGCCCGCCGGUUGGAGCUGACCGCUCGCCGCCUCGGCCGCCCAUCGGAGCACCAUGGAUGCAGCUCCGCGACUCAACUCGUCCAAGUCCGCUCGCCGCCCCGGCCGCCCGUCGGGGCCGCCCCGCGCUCCGGGACUCAGCUCGCCCCGACCGCUCGCUGCCCCCGCUGCUCGUCGGAGUGCCAUGGAUGCAGCUCCGCCUCACCGGUGAUUGGUUCCAGCAAAAAACAGAGAUGCCCCGUGGUAGCAUUUUUCCGUGUCAGUCGUAG